Cornus florida is the source of this 2844-nucleotide messenger RNA. RefSeq names its product arginine-specific demethylase JMJ20. The record is from RefSeq and is a predicted model, not a curated record. Gene Ontology annotation, biological process: protein hydroxylation; positive regulation of translational termination; negative regulation of gene expression. NCBI's taxonomy places the organism in Eukaryota, Viridiplantae, Streptophyta, Magnoliopsida, Cornales, Cornaceae. Gene Ontology annotation, molecular function: sequence-specific DNA binding; histone H4R3 demethylase activity. Gene Ontology annotation, cellular component: nucleus; cytoplasm. Bases 846 to 2282 code for a protein of 478 amino acids. The transcript is spliced from 9 exons.
UGUGGUGGGUGUGGGUGUGGCGGCACUAUGAAGAUGAGAGGGUAGAGAGAGAGGAAUUGGUGGAGGUGGUGGUAUGGUGAUGGUGGCUAUGGUGGUAUGCCGCCAGUGGAAGGGCAACCAACCAACCAACCACCCUCUUCUUCUCUCAUUCUUUCUCUAAAUAUAUAUAUCUAUAUAUACAUCAUUACCAGAUUCUAUAUUUAUAGCAUUGCUUCAGUGAAGAGGCUUUUCCGUCAACAGGUGUCAAUACCUUCUUUAGCUACUGUCAAAAGACCUACUUUCUUUCUCCUUAGACUUCUAUCGAUAGCGAAUCAGAAGCUUUCUCAAAGUGUUGAGCGAACUCCUUCGCCAGUCUCGCUCCAUCAACCGCUCGGAAACGUAAUGAUAACGCGGAAGUUUCGAGAUGACGACACAACUAUCAGUCUCGGAUUGAUCAUCUGGAAGUGUUUGGAAUAGAACUAUGAAAAAAAUGUCAGAUUUAUAUAUAUAUAUAUAUAUGUAUAUAAAAGAGGAGAUGAUAUAUACACACACAUGUAUUCGGUGUAUGUAUACGGUUGCAGUGAUGUGGCAAGUUAGGUUAAUUAAAAUUAGUUAGAAGGUUAAUUUUGUAAUUUCAAAUCUCAAUGAUUUAAUUGACAAGUCAAAGGGUAAAUUUGACGUAAAUUUUAUACGUCAGGGUACAGAUGUUGUUUGAGGGUGUUUUGUUAAUUUUAUUAAAUUUCAGGGCUCUCAUUGUUAAAAAAAAGGCUAACUUAUAUAUGCCAGUCAAUACCUUAACCUCAUGGUGUCCUUGUAAUUAACCCUAUUUUUUAUCUUCGCAAGUCGCAACACAGCAGAACCUAAAAAUGGGUCUGAAAAUUGGAGGUGAGAUAGAGAAGGUGAACGGUAUAGAACUGGGUUACAAUGAAUUCGUAGAGCGAUACCUUGUGAAGAACCAACCUGUGGUUCUGACCGGACUUAUGGAUGGUUGGAGGGCUUGCAGAGAUUGGGUGUCUGACAAUGGAAAGCCCAAUCUUCAGUUCUUCACUACCCACUUUGGUAAUUCAACAGUUCAGGUUGCAGACUGCGGUACUAAAGAGUUCACAGAUCAGAAGAGAAUAGAAAUGUCAGUUUCUGAAUUCAUUGAUCACUGGCUUGAUCUUUCAUCUGAGGAGUGUAAUAAUGCUUCAACUCAUAAGUGUGAUGACAAGUCCCUGUUAUAUUUGAAGGACUGGCACUUUGUAAAGGAGUACCCACAUUAUUUUGCAUACACAACUCCACCGAUUUUCUGCGAUGACUGGCUGAAUUUGUAUCUCGACAACUAUCGUAUGCAUCAGGAUCCUGAUAUUUACCAAGAGAAGAAUGAAAUAAGUUGCUCUGACUAUCGUUUUGUAUACAUGGGGGCAAAAGGAACAUGGACUCCUCUCCAUGCUGACGUUUUUAGGUCUUAUAGUUGGUCUGCGAACGUGUGUGGAAGCAAAAGAUGGUAUUUUCUGUCUCCAACUCAAUAUCACUUUAUGUUUGACAGGAACAUGAAAGAUUCUGUAUAUGACAUCUUUGAGGAUGUUAGUGAAACAAAAUUCCCUGGUUUCCAGAAGGCCAUCUGGUUGGAGUGCACCCAAGAACAAAAUGAAAUAAUAUUUGUUCCUAGUGGAUGGUACCACCAAGUUUAUAAUAUGGAAGAUACAAUAUCAAUAAAUCAUAACUGGUUCAAUGCCCAUAACGUUUCUUGGGUGUGGCUUUUGCUUUUAAGGGACUACAAUGAGGCUAAGGAAUACAUUGAAGACAUCAAGGACAUAUGUGAUGAUUUUGAGGGACUCUGCCAGCGAAAUCUUGCUGCUAAUACAGGCAUGAAUUUCUGCGAUUUCUUCAUCUUCAUUGUUCGCUUCUCCUUUGCCAACUUGGUCCAACUGUGCCUUCUAGUAAGGGACUAUGAAAGUUCCAUCUGUAGUUCAUCCCCAAGAGCACGGCAUGUAGUUUUCAACCUUGAAUCUGCACGCAAGAUUGCUUUGAAGAUGAAAUCUACUUGUCUAGUGGGAAAUCAUGGCAUCUCAAUUGAUUUCAUGAGUAGCCUGGAGGAUCCUGCAUUCCUUGAAUUAUGCAGAGUUUUGGGAAGAACAUAUGAUAUGUUACAUGAACAAUGUGGACUAAGUUCUGAUGUAACGGAAGCUAUAGUGGAUGAUUUGGUGGACUUGGGUCUUAUUGACUCUUCAGGUUCACAUGUAUGCACACCUGAAGAUUUAGUUAGUUUGAUAGACUGUGCUCUUACAAAACUUGGUGGCUUAAACUGGGAUGAAAACUAAAGUUCUGUUGAUUGAAUUUAAUGAACUCGGAAGCUCAGGUCUUACAAGAGAAUCAACUUCCAUCCAUGAGGUUCCGGCAUUUUAAGGGACCAUGACAAAUAGCUGAUUUCAGAACUUCUAGAAGGUGCAUCAUUGUUUUGUGUGUGAUUGUGUGCUCCCACAGUUGGUGAUUCUGUCAGAACACGCCGUAUUGUGCCUGAAAGGUAUGGAGUUUACACAUAGGAAGAAGCGGUUCUUGUAACAAGUCAACGGCAGGUAGGAAGCCCAUUUUAUGCAUGCAAGCAUCUAACCUUUUCGCAUUAUCCACUGUGAUAGCACUGAUGGAGCUGAACAAAGUUGCUGCUUCUGCUGGUUUACCAUUAUCUAAACAUUCAUUGAUAUUGUUGUUGUUAUCAUUAUCAUUAUCAUCUUCUCUACUUGAAAUUUUGCUCAUGUAUUUUUCAUUUUUGUAGCUUCACAAAUUGAUUAGAUUUUGUGAUGAGUUGGCAAGUCAAUUCCACCCCUAGUCAAAAAAAUAUUGGAAUCUUACUUUUUUACUUUGCAUAGAAACUUUUACAGUUUA